Molecule: messenger RNA, 2856 nt
Organism: Patiria miniata (bat star)
Lineage: Eukaryota; Metazoa; Echinodermata; Asteroidea; Valvatida; Asterinidae
Exons: 9
Coding region: 278-1831 (517 amino acids)
Biological process (GO): negative regulation of endopeptidase activity; negative regulation of membrane protein ectodomain proteolysis
Cellular component (GO): extracellular matrix
Molecular function (GO): protease binding; metalloendopeptidase inhibitor activity
Source: RefSeq, a predicted model, not a curated record
GAGUGGAAGAAUGUAACCACUCCCAGAAACUAAACCUUGGCUUGAUUCGGGGAGUUUAGGAUUUCAACAGUGCCGGAUCUAGCAGAACUAGAUCAAAUAGCACAAGGUGCGAAUGUUUAAAAGAGAGCUGUAGACAGCAACCUUUAGUCACUGAUCUGUAGAGCAACUACUACAACUUGAUUCCAUAUUUAUCCCUGCGCCAACUAAGUAUUGGUUUGACGUAACCUUGUUAUCUGAAUCGUUUCCAAUAAGAUUUGAUUUUAGUAACCAGUAUAUCAUGGGCCCAUCUACGGUACUUCUUGUUUCUUUCUUCAUGCUUGGUUUGGUUCUUCCGUCAGUCUUGAGCUGUAUGUGUCAGCCGACACAUCCACAACGACAAUUCUGCAGAGCUGAUUUGGUCAUCAUUGGCAGAGUUCAAACCAAGCUAUUCCUGCAUGGUCCACCAGACCCAUCAAUCCUAUCGGGCCAACCAACCAUUGUAAGCUACAAGAUUCACAUCACCAGUGUCAAGAAGGGGCAAGGAUAUGCAGGGCAGCUAUGGAAUGUUCAAGACAAUGAGUUGGUCGUCAAUACUACAGCUAGGAAUGUGUCUUGUGGAGUCCCAUGGCUAGAGGUUGGACAACGUUACUUACUCACAGUGAAUGUUGUGAAUGGCAAAGCUUCCCUGCAAUUUUGUCAUUUCCAUCGCCCUUACUCUGAGCUGACUACCAUGCAGCGACGAGGUAUCAAUGGAGCAUACAACAGAGGCUGUGCACCACAAUGCCAGAUUUACACUUGUCGUCCCUAUGCCUACUGUCCUCCAACCACACCCAAUGACAUCACCUGUAUCCACGGUAACAGCAAUACCCAUGAGGACUGCUACUAUCACCAUGGUUACUGCAUGGCCAAACCAACUGGAAAAUGUGCCUGGAAGACCAUUCCCAUCUUUGACGCGUGUGUCUCCAGUAAACUCAAAAAGUUUGACUUUACAGUUUUGUUGUUUAGUAGACAAUCCUUGUUUCACACUAUGAGGGCUGUUAGUGUUGUUAUUCUGGUUGGUGUGUUGUUUACAUAUCUGACUGGAAGUCAGGCAUGUAGUUGUGCUCCUUCGCAUCCACAAGACCAGUUCUGCAGAGCAGACUUUGUCGUCAAGGCAAGUGUUGUUAGCAGCCAAUACAUCUACAAGCCAACACAAGCACCAGCAACAGAACCCACGACAGAACCCACAGCAGAACCCUCAUCAGACUACUGGUCUGUAGUUGAUGAGGAGGAAGCCUUAGUGAUGGGGAAUUUAGCAGAGGUUCCAGGAGAGUUACUACAGCGUCGUCCACCGGCGGGAAUGAUGGCUCCUGUUUUCAUGGCUCCUGGUUUCUCUUCUGAGACGCAGGAAGACAACAGGCCAAUCAAGUUGGAGUAUACAGUGAAGGUAGAGAAGAUCUUCAAAGGAGACAACUAUCUCCAGGAGACUCUGGCUAAAAUCUACACCCAGCCAAAUGAUGGGAUAUGUGGACGAACAGACCUGACAGAUGAAAAGUCCUAUGUCAUAGCUGGCACAUUUUAUGACAAUGAACUUCGUAUCAGCACAUGCAGUUGGAUUGUACCUUACAAGAGCCUGACAAGGAUUCAACGAAGAGGAGUCAAAUUGAUGUACAAGAAGAGUUGUGGAGAUUGCAGGAUUGCUAACUGCUACAGAACCACCUGCAAGUAUGUCCAGCCCAGCGAUGAUGUCUGUAUGUUCGAUAUCGCAAGGAUGGCAAACAGUUGCGAGGGCCAGCAUUCCUACUGCUCACGCUCCAAGUCAGCUUGUAAGUGGCAACGAAACAAAGACUAUAAACAAUGCUAUAUGCCUUAGAAAAGCUUCCUGAGGCAAUGCUUAAUAUAAAAGCAAAUCCUAUCAACAAAAUAGGAGGCACAAUCCAGAUCAUUCAACACUUGUCAAAUCAAAGGUCAAGUUAAUAUCUGGGCUGUUACUUCUAAUUAAUCAGCUACCUAUAUGAGUAUUGUACAUACUUUGUAUCAUACAAGUAUUCCUGUUUAUUAAAGCUUUAUCCUAAUAUUUUCCUAUCUAUAUUUUCCUAUAAAACUAAGCUUUUUGUUACACCUAAGCUGUGAAAAUGUUGAACUGUCUGUGCUAUAUCACUUCUCACACUGUAGGCAGUAAAAGAGAUUAAAGAACAAUAUGGACAAAAGGGGUAUCUAAUUUGUAUUAGGAGUACAAACAGAAGAAUUUAAGAGAGUAAACUGAACGUUAAAAGAAUAGAGAAUAUUUGUUGAGGAAUUACAAACUAGACAUGACUUUCACACUCUAAUUCUAGAUUGAUUUAAAUAAACGAAUUACGGUUUUAGUCAGAAAAUGUCAUGAAUAAGGUACCGGUAGUGUUGAGUUCCAUUAUGUGACCUUCAUUUCUUGACGUCCUGAAUUAUAGGCUUGAUUUACAAUGAGGAUGUCCUGUUAUAGUUCCUGGGGAUUUGGAGGUUAAAAAUGGGACUUGUGUUUAGUCACGCAGGAUACUAGCAUUCAAGCAACAGUCCGGUCAAACUAUAUGAACUCACAGGAACAGACUCAUUUCAGAGAUACAGAAAGUUGAACAAAUUCACAUUCAGCAAAAUUGUAUUAAAAGUUACAAUGGUCCAUAUUGAGGCAAUACUAAAAAAUGCACAAAUUUAAAUGUGUGAACAUAAAGAUGUAAAAGUAUCUGCAUUUGUGUUAUGCGUUUAGAUUCUAUUUUCAGUGGUACAUUGUAUAUUACUCUGUGUAUAGUAUAUAAAAUCUAUAAAAUGUAAACUGUUUUCUGAAUCACUGGAUUUGUUUAUCCACUAUUUGAAAUUUCAAAAUGAGCACCAAACUGAUGAAUAAAUACAUAUUGAAGAAAUAUC